ACUGUUGAGAAGUAAUGUUUGUUUUAGAAUUAAUUGCAAAUUUUAAAUGUAAAUCUCUGUUAUUAUAGAGCAAUACUUUUAAUACUUCACUGGUAAAAAUACAGAUUUUCAACAAAAUAUAUCUGAAUAAUAAGUACAAAGCAACGUGUUAAAAGUGAUUUCGAUACUGUCUUUUUUUAUAAAUCAAGUUGGAAAUACUAUUUUUAAUGUAGUGCAGUUUUGUUUUUAACAAUUUCCAUUAUGGGCUCUAUGGAAGUAAUAAUGCUAAAAUUUUCUAACGUAAAAUGAUUAUUGCCGUUAAACUGUACUUCAGAAGAGGUUUUUGUUACAAUGGCUUCUUUAAGCAAGAGAUCAUGGAGGCUUCAGGAUUUGCAAGCCCACAAUGCCAAUGUAAAUUGCGUGGCAUUGGGUCACAAGUCUGGAAGAGUUAUGGUUACCGGAGGAGAUGAUAAAAAAGUCAAUCUUUGGGCUAUAGGUAAACAGAGUUGUUUUAUGAGCCUUAGUGGUCACACAACUCCAAUUGAAUGUGUCCAAUUUAAUCAGUUAGAAGAGUUAGUUUGUGCUGGAUCACGAGCUGGUGCUAUCAAGGUUUGGGACUUAGAAGCUGCAAAAUUAGUGCGUACUCUCAAUGGCCAUAAACAUACAAUUAAAUGUGUAGAUUUUCAUCCCUAUGGUGACAUUUUGGGGUCUGGUAGUGGUGAUGCAUCUAUUAAAGUGUGGGACACAAGGAAAAAGGGUGUGAUAUUUACAUAUAAUGGCCAUCAAGGUACAGUGAAUAGCAUGAAAUUUAGCCCAGAUGGACAGUGGGUUGCAUCUGGAGGUGAGGAUGGUAUAGUGAAAAUAUGGGACUUACGUAUAGGUAGAGUGCUCAAAGAGUUCAAGGACCAUUUAAGAGCAGUAACUUGUCUUGAAUUUCAUCCGCAAGAAUUCUUAUUAGCAACGGGCAGUGUAGAUCGAUCUGUGCAUUUUUUUGACUUGGAACAUUUUAGUAUAGUGUCUAGUGAAAGUGACCUAGGACCAGUGCGAUCUUUGUGUUUUCAUCCGGACGGUGAAUCUAUAUUUGCUGGUGUCAGAGACUAUUUGAAAAUUAUAGGAUGGGAACCGAGUACGCUUCAUGAUUCCGUACCUGUUUCAUGGGGCAGAGUUUGUGAUAUUUCUAUUGCUCAAAAUCAAUUGAUUGGGGCGUCAUUCCAUUUAACCAACGUCCAAGUCUACGUGGUGGAUUUGAAAAAAUGUCGACCGAUGGACACCAUGAACAAUUCGACCCUUACGGACUCGACCUUGACGGAAAACUCGUUCGGCCACCACUCCACCCUCAGGAAGAGCUUCUCCAAGGCCGAGCGACCCAUCAGUCUGAAAUCGACCACGUUGGACGUGAAAACGAUCGAGGAAAACACGUCGGGCACCGAUCCGGAAGAGGACUCGGUGGCCGACAUCACCAACAUAACGGACUACCAGGAAAUAUUCAGGGGAAAAGGCCUUGCACGCACUCCUCCACCAGAACCAGAACCGUUUCAAGAGCCCGAGAGAGAUUUGUCAGAAUUUUCAGACAUCAGUGCCAUCUAUACGGACCCGUCCGAACCUCAAAUUCUGAGCCAUCUUCCGACUGAAAACUUCGAAGCGCUCUCUCUGGACGAAAGCGUGAACAACUACCGUAACUCUGCGCCACCUGUGAUGAGUCCUAAUCAGUAUUCUCGAUCGAAAUCGAAUUUAGAUCAGGUGUACAUAAGUCGACUAGCAAAACAGCAAGACCGCGAAAACAACGUUUCGAAUGCCAAAACGAAACCCGUCGCGAAGUUCGGCUAUCAAAGACAGAGCAGUGUUAAAGAAGGAUCGGAGAGAAUUAAAGACAAAUCCAACUUAAACGCUUCGAUUAAGCACAGUGUUUCUGAAGUAAACAUUACCAAAGGUGGAAAUGUCAAUUCCAGAAACCCGUCGCGUAAGAAUUCGUUUUCGAGACCUAACCGGAAAUUUAGCGAACCUAACGUUUCCGUUAUUAAGUCUAAUCUUAGGAUACCUGUAGACAAGCCCUCCGCACCUGUGGACAUCUACGUCAGUUCCAAAUUAUCGCCGGAUGAGUCGCCUGUUGAAGAAAACGAAUUUGUACCUGUUAGUAACGAUAGACCUGUAGGAAUCAAUUUUGACGACUUUUUACCUAAAAAUAACGACAUUCCUGGCUUGGGUCAAUAUUUCACCGAAAUGUCCGAAGCUGAAGGUCUCGGAGUGUUGAUGCGCGGCAAUCAACCGAUGAUCAGCAUUGUCAGCAACAGGAAAAGGAACGUGAAACUUAUGUUGGCCCAGUGCAGGAACAAAGGUAUUAAGGGCGCCCUAGAGACUGCAGUUACCAUGGAUGAUAUUAGUGCAUUAGUGGACGUUUUAAGUGUUAUUAGUGGAAAGUCAACUAAUUGGAAUUUGGACAUAUGUGUCAUUGUAUUACCUAAACUAGUGGAGCUGUUGCAGAGCAAAUAUGAACAAUACAUUACCCUGGGCUGCGAAACCAUCAAAAUAAUCCUGAAACAUUUCGGACCGGUCAUUCGCAACAAUAUCCAAUCCCCGGUGGGUUCCUUCGGCGUGGACAUCCCGCGCGAAGAGCGCUACCAAAAGUCGGUUAAGUGCCACGAGUUGCUCUGCCAACUGCGCAGCUGCAUCGCCAAGAAGCUGUCCCUUCCCGGAAGGGUGAGCGUGUGUCUCCGCGAGGUGGAAUCUCUAAUGGCCCUCUCCCUGGACUGAUGAAGGGCUUCGGGGGCGUUCUGGUCCAGGAAACGACGCGUCAAAGGGCCCCGAAGGCUUUUGGAGCGACUGCCCGAGCAGUAGAAUGGCGGAGAAGAAAUCGUCGUGCCGUAGACUAACACGUUCGAUAUGCGGUUAGGUCACUGAUAAAGUCCGCAUCGUAAUAUGGAACUUCAUUUUAUUUAUUGGCUUAGGUGAAAUUUGGCUUUGGUAGUAGUUUCUGCUUUUAUUUAUAUUAAAAAUGACAUCAGAAAAUUUCGCCUGUUGCUUGAUUAAAGUGUUACGUUUUUCGACUGUUCCAUGUGGAUAAAAAGUCUAAUUUAUUUAACACAAUUUAUUCCACUAAGUAACAAAACAAUAACGAUAAAACACUUAAAGAACUAUUUACAAACUUAUUUACAACUAUUUGUCUAAAAGGGAUCAAUUUAAAUUUAUUUUAAAAGGCGCGAGCACGAUUACCGGCUCUGAUUGUUUCUGUCCUCCUCACGCCUCAGGCGUCGCUUCUUAUACGAGAGAAACAGACAAUCUAGAAUUUACUAGACUAUUAGGUGCAUAGAGAGGGACGCUUUCGAUUGCUCUCCUGCAUUCGCCGCCAUUCCAAUGCCUUCCAUUUAUUCGAUCGGCUGAAUCAUUGCGGUGUCUCUUCUUUGAUGCGAUUCCAGAAGGUCAUAUGGGGGCGGGGUAUAUUAGAACGGGGCUGAUUUUGCCACAAAGUAAUAAAUGGCCAAAAAAUUGGUUUCAUGGACAAAUUUUGAAAAAUGUUUUUUAAAAAAGUUGUUUCUUUUUUAAUUUUACACGAAUAUGCGAAUUUUCAGCCAUCUAUACCAAGUUUUAAAGUGUUAUUUUUUUACUUUUAGUCCUAUUUUCAUGAAUGUUUAGCAAACUGUAUAUAAAUCUAUCAACUUUA
Molecule: messenger RNA, 3637 nt
Organism: Sitophilus oryzae (rice weevil)
Lineage: Eukaryota; Metazoa; Arthropoda; Insecta; Coleoptera; Curculionidae
Product: katanin p80 WD40 repeat-containing subunit B1
Exons: 9
Coding region: 331-2730 (799 amino acids)
Biological process (GO): microtubule depolymerization; microtubule severing
Cellular component (GO): katanin complex
Molecular function (GO): microtubule binding
Source: RefSeq, a predicted model, not a curated record